GCUUCACGGGCCGAACAUGUUUCAUUGUACCGACAGUUCAAAAGUGUCGUGCGAUUGUUGUUGCUAGCUAGGGGUAGGCGAAUGAACCAGAAGUACGGAUAUAUGUUUAAAAAAAGACUUCUGCGCGGAAACGGUAAAGCCGACUGGAGUGCUGCGUUUCACCCGUGGCUGUCUUGGCACCACAGCAAAGUCGACGCAGGUAUUUGGAUUAGCUAGCUGUUAGCCAGCGUGACUGUAUGUGCUCGCUGUAGAUGUCCCGGCCGAUAGCGAAACGCGUCCUAGCUGUUCAGGAGAACCUGCUCGUCAUUGUCGCAUAGGUCCUUUGCAAAUAACAUAAACUUCUAAAAGUUAGCUAUUUUUAAAUGGUCUUUUAAAAUUUCCUGGCAGUGCGGCGUUUGCAGACGACUUUACGCGGGACAUCCCACUUGAUUUGCGGUAACCCGUGAUCUGGAAUCUUUAAUAUAAAUUUUCCAUAAAAUACGCAGUCCGGCACUCAUUUCUGGUAGUUGCUGGCUACUUUGCCGGUAGUUGUGCGCAUACCGGCUCACAAAACGGGGAACUGCGGCCACGGGUGACGGCGAUCCAUAGGAGUCCCGAAAACAUCCGCCAUGAACGGCUUCAGCACGGAGGAGGACAGCCACGACGGACCCCCGGCGCCGCCGUUUUACGGCCAGAGCUGCUGUCUAAUCGAGGAUGGUGAACGCUGCGGUCGGGCCGCUGGAAACGCCUCCUUCAGCAAGCGCAUCCAGAAGAGCAUUUCACAGAAGAAGCUCAAACUGGAUAUUGACAAGAGCGUCAGGCACCUGUACAUCUGCGACUUCCAUAAGAACUUCAUCCAGAGCGUUCGUAACAAGCGGAAGAGGAAGACGAGCGACGACGGCGGAGAAUCCCCAGACCACGACGUAGAAGUGCCGGAGGUCGACCUGUUUCAGCUUCAGGUGAACACGCUGCGGCGCUAUAAGCGACACUACAAGCUGCAGACGAGGCCGGGCCUGAACAAGGCACAGCUGGCUGAGACGGUCAGCCGUCACUUCCGCAACAUCCCCGUGAACGAGAAGGAGACCCUGACCUACUUCAUCUACAUGGUGAAGAGCAACAAGAGUCGACUGGACCAGAAGUCAGACGGCGGCAAGCAGCUAGAGUGAUGGGCGCGCACUCCGUGGCGGAUCAUAAUAAAAACGGACAUGCGAGUCUGAGCCAUCCAGACGCGAGGAGCGAGCGCACGCACGCGGUGGGGUAAAACUGUGUUGUGAAUAUACUGUACAAAAAAGAGUACACUUCUGGAGGAGAGUAUUGUAGGUAUUUCUGCCUUACAUUUUUUUUCUUUUCAUUUUUGUUCGACGUACAGCGUGAAAAAUCGAGCUUGUGCGCGCCAGCACGGUAGUAAAACGCUUCGGAAACGUGAGACCACGAUUUGGCUCCAGGCAAGGAACUUGGGAUCGAAUUUCCUGUUAGCUGUGUUUGUAGUUUAACAGGGAUCUCUGUCGUGAAACUGGACGCUGUUGGUGGCCGCUGUGCCUAGACUGGAUAUUUCAUGGUCACGUGUCUCAUCUGCCCAAUCAGCUUCCACAAAGUUACGUUUUUGUUUAUUUUCAGUACUUGUCAUUUUUCUCUGACUAGGAUGUACUUAAGCAUAGAGAGUAAAUAUAAGUACUUUAUAAAACGUGCGUUAUUUUAGUUUAUCUGUGUCCAUGUCCACUUGAUUUCCGUUUAGUGUUGCUGUGAAAAAUCACUUUUUACUGUAUCUGAUUUGCCGUUCCAUGAGCCGUAUGUAAGUUCAUUGUCAAUGUUGUCUCAUCGCUUCGGUCAUGGUCUUGCAUACGAUCGUAUAGGCCUACACACCCUUCAGUUUUCCGGACCGAACAUCCAUGUCAGGAUUCCGGUAUUGCAGCUUUUCACUGUUAUUUAUUUACGAUUUUUCUAACCUACUGGCAAAUGGACAUCUUAAGAUCAGUUCCUUCUGCACCACCAAUCUCCAACCUUCUUUUUGCUAGAGACUUAAAAUGACAGAAUCAGUUUGAAAGCGCUUAACAUUUCGCAGAAUAUCGCGGCAGUCAGUCAGCAGGUAUAUUGCACUGGAUCAAAAUUGGCAUUUUACUGCAACACGGUGCUGGUUAUCUUCGUUACCCCCAGGUUACAUGCUGGGACGCAUUGCCUAGCAACAUAACCUGGAUGUUACUAGCUGUGAAAUGUGUUGCUGAUAAUCGCAAGGAACCAAAUUAGGAGCCAAUGUGACGUCACUGAUGUUUUAUUUAACGACUGUUCGUCUCGUUAUCUUGCUUUCGACGUCAUCUCUCUCUGAAGGCCUUUGAGAUCUCUCGGCUUGAACUCGCAAGCAAAAAAAAAUGUUCUGAAUUACACUGCAAUCUGCGUUUUUAAGCAAUUUCAUUAUAAACUCUGGCAUAGAAUCAGGUUUUUCCUCUAUACCAUAUGCCUUCCACUCAUCUGGUUCUGGUAUAAAAUUGGACUUCACAUAAACUAGAUUUUUAAAAUCAACAGCUUUAUUUCAAUCCAGAAACUUAAUUCACUUGAAAUGUAAGAAGCCUUAUUUGCUGAAUACUAUGUCUGUAUAUGUUUUGUGUAUGUGUGUUUUUUUUUUUUUUUUCUUUUUCAAAUGAGAUAUGAACUAUAGUAGACUAGUGCAAUACUCAUUUUUAAAUAUUUGUAAGUACAACAGUUUUCUUAUGUUUUUGCUUUGACAUAGUUAAUGUUUUAGGUUAAACAUGCAUAUAUUCUUGUGGCUUAUUUAAUAAAAGCGCCGUCACAGACAACGGAGUUGAGACUUUU
Brienomyrus brachyistius is the source of this 2787-nucleotide messenger RNA. RefSeq names its product histone deacetylase complex subunit SAP30L. The transcript has 4 exons. The coding region runs from base 609 to 1145 and encodes 178 amino acids. Gene Ontology annotation, biological process: regulation of DNA-templated transcription. Gene Ontology annotation, molecular function: transcription coregulator activity; protein binding. Gene Ontology annotation, cellular component: histone deacetylase complex. The record is from RefSeq and is a predicted model, not a curated record. NCBI's taxonomy places the organism in Eukaryota, Metazoa, Chordata, Actinopteri, Osteoglossiformes, Mormyridae.